Messenger RNA from Peromyscus maniculatus bairdii (prairie deer mouse), 1577 nucleotides. The record is from RefSeq and is a predicted model, not a curated record. NCBI's taxonomy places the organism in Eukaryota, Metazoa, Chordata, Mammalia, Rodentia, Cricetidae.
GUGUUCAGUUCCGGCCCCGCCCCCGGGGACAAAGGCCUUCCAGGUCACCUGGGAAUCUGGGUCCAGAGGAAGAGAUCUGGCCUGAAACAGAGGAGGUGGGGCCCAGAACCGAGUCUGAGGGUCUUGGAGGCAGAGAGGAUGGCCUCCUCGAGCCCGGAUACCCCUUGUUCCUGCGACUGCUUUGUCUCUGUGCCCCCGGCUUCAGCCAUCCCGGCUGUGAUCUUUGCAAAGAACUCGGACCGCCCCCGAGAUGAGGUGCAGGAGGUGGUGUUUAUUCCAGCAGGCACUCACACCCCUGGGAGCCGGCUCCAGUGCACCUACAUCGAGGUGGAACAGGUGUGGAAGACACAUGCUGUGAUUCUGAGCCGCCCUUCCUGGCUGUGGGGGGCUGAGAUGGGAGCCAAUGAACAUGGUGUCUGCAUUGGCAAUGAAGCAGUGUGGACCAAAGAGCCUGUUGGCGAGGGGGAAGCCCUCCUGGGUAUGGAUCUACUCAGGCUGGCUCUGGAACGGAGCGGCACUGCCCAGGAGGCUGUGCACGUGAUCGCAGGCUUGCUGGAACGCUACGGGCAGGGGGGCAGCUGCCGGGAGGAUCCUGUGCCGUUCUGCUAUCACAACACCUUCCUACUGGCUGACCGCACAGAGGCCUGGGUGCUGGAGACAGCUGGGAGGCUGUGGGCUGCUCAGCGGAUCCAGGGGGGUGCCCGGAACAUUUCUAACCAGCUGAGUAUCGGCGCCGACAUCUCAGCGGAGCACCCCGAGCUCCGAAGCCACGCCAAGGCCCAGGGGUGGUGGACCGGACAGGGCCCCUUUAACUUUGCAGAGGUCUUCUCCUUGGCCCAGCAGCCUGUGCGGAUGGAAGCUGCCAAGGCCCGCUUCCGGGCUGGGUGUGAGCUGCUGCAGCAACAGCAAGGAAGUAUCACGGCAGAGGGGAUGAUGGGCAUCCUCAGGAACAGGGAGAGCGGCAUCUGCAUGGACUCCGGGGGCUUCCGCACCACGGCCAGCAUGGUGUCGGUCCUGCCCCAGGACCCCACAAAGCCCUGUGUCCACUUCCUCACUGCUACGCCAGACCCGUCCAGGUCGGUAUUCAAGCCCUUCAUCUUUGAAGUCGGGGUGGCCCAGGCCCCCCAGGUGCUGUCUCCCACUUUUGGAGCCCAGGACCCUGUUCGGAUCCUCCCCCGAUUCCAGACUCGGGUGGAUCGUCGACACUUACUCUAUCGUGGACACCAGGCAGCCCUGGAGCUGAUGGAGGAUAAGCAGGAUCAGAGGAAACAGAUCCGGCAGAAGCAGCAGAGCCUGGAGCAGGAAGGCCUGGAGGUUCUCCGAGGACUCCUUACUGGUGACCAGACCCUCCCUCCCCAGGGGCUGGGCAGCCUCUUCCAGGCCUUUGUGGAGAAGGAGCACCAGGCCUACGCUUAAGCAUGUAGCACCUCUAUGCCCACUGGGUGCAGGAGCUCUGGGCGGCUGCCGUGAGCUGUGGUGGUCGUGGUGGUGGUGGAUACAGGCAUCCCUUCACUCUGCUCAUCCAGGGCCUGGAUGGCUGGUACAGCCUUUGGCUUAAUAAAUGUUUUAUUUCCUUA